Messenger RNA from Nasonia vitripennis (jewel wasp), 1505 nucleotides. RefSeq lists its product as uncharacterized. The transcript has 2 exons. NCBI's taxonomy places the organism in Eukaryota, Metazoa, Arthropoda, Insecta, Hymenoptera, Pteromalidae. Bases 47 to 1063 code for a protein of 338 amino acids. The record is from RefSeq and is a predicted model, not a curated record.
GAUACAUGGGAAAUCAUCCGUAUUCCAACAAAAUAAUCCUUCUAAGAUGAUCAGUGAAGCAAGCUUCUCAGCAGAUGAUGAAAUAUUCGAAGUUCCAAACGAUCCGAGAUACACCGUCAAGUUUUUAAAACAGUCGGAAACCAAUGUAGCUAAUGCAAUUUGGAGUAGACCCUUAGAUCAUCGUGGCAAGUACUAUGGGCACAAGCUUAACCCUGCCGAAUCAAAGGGUCCUGCCACUUUUCCAUAUACAAAUAACACAUCUUCCACAAGCAACAACCGAUCCAACCUUCGACAGUCGAAAGCUCCGAGCAACGUUUUGGAGCAACAGUAUGAAACGCUCCGCAGAUACGGCUACCAGAAUAACAUGCGCGUAGUAAGUGAAAGUCAUUCGUGGGGCCUCUUCAACCCAAUUCAACUAUCCAACCGCAGGCCACAGGAUGAAAUGCCGCAUUUCGAGCAACCGCUCAAUCAUCUGGAUAAAAUUACAUUAUUGAAUAAGGCCGAACUUAACAGAAAACGUGGUAGUGGUUUUGGUUCGUUUUUUGAUGGUUCGCCGAUCAGAACAACAAGGAAUCAUUACUCUGCUACGAAACAUCUUAUGAGAUCGCUAGCGUCACCACCGCCCAUACUUCGACAAAAUGUUCCGGUGGUCGUCAGCGGCGGCUUACAGGUUAUUCCGGCACCAAACCUGCAACGAGGCUCGGUCAGUGGCGAUAACCUAAAAGAUACCAAAUCGAGCAGGAACUCCACGGGCGAAGAGGUGAUGCACAAUAUUAUGUCGAUGACGGCAAGCCAGAUCUGGAAGAACGUCAGUGAGAAAGCCACUGAGACCAAGGAGAAAAGGAUGGCGACGUCUAAAUCCAAAGGUGUCCUGGUAAUCGAGAGGAGAAUCGACGACGAGCCGACUGUCGAGGAGGAAACCAAAGAGGAGCAAGUACCAACGGAAAGUAUGCCAUUCACCAGCAGUACUGCCACGCCUAUUAUGGCCAAUAAAACCGAUAAGGUCGAGGCCAAGAUAAAGGAGGCCGUUCGAGAAAUGAUGGGCUUGUUUAGCCUGUGGUAGCACAAGGUGGUCAGCAUACAGUUGCUUAGAGAGUUAGAGGAGAAGCAGAAACACAAGAAGACGAAAAGGAGUAAAAAGAGCGAAACUGAUUUGAAUAACCGAUAACAGUAUAAGCUUAAAUAUAAGUGCGGAGGCGAGCGAGAGUUAACUUACUCGAUAAGGACCGCUAUGCACAAGUGAAAGUUGUUUUUGAUGUACAAUUUUCAGAGUUUAAUGUAAUUACACGUUUGUUUUAUACAGAAAUCCGAGUAUUUUUUAUACGCACUUGCUGCAAGCUGUUAUUAUAUUCGUUAUGAGUGAUACGAUCGUAGCGAUUGUGCAGACCUAAGUAGAUGUAAAGAUGUACAAACAAAAUUAUAUGCAUGAAUAUAACGUAACUAAGAAUGUAUGUAUACCAUAUUUUAAUAUAUUUGUUGUUGUGAAACUUUAAUAAUAAAUAAGU